This is a messenger RNA of Biomphalaria glabrata, 927 nucleotides long. RefSeq lists its product as uncharacterized. The transcript is spliced from 7 exons. Gene Ontology annotation, biological process: cell-matrix adhesion. Lineage: Eukaryota; Metazoa; Mollusca; Gastropoda; Planorbidae. The record is from RefSeq and is a predicted model, not a curated record. Gene Ontology annotation, molecular function: calcium ion binding. Gene Ontology annotation, cellular component: extracellular region; lysosome. The coding region runs from base 177 to 845 and encodes 222 amino acids.
UAGAUCAGAGGCAGGCGUGUGGAGAUAACACAAGACACUUAAGAUAAAAACUUUCACAACGCUUUGACACAACGUGUCGACUGAUGAAGUUUCAAAUUCUUUGAGCGCUCCAAGAUUCGUUGAUGCUUUGACUACGGAUUUGUAACAUUACCAAAAGCUCAAGGUAGAUAAUCAACAUGAAUGGCUUCUUUGUGUUCAUUGUUUAUCUUCCCUUGAUUGUCUCAACCUCGGCGCCGAUUCCCUGCUGCUGGUACAAACAGUGGGAAGGUUUUGUCGCCCAGAAACAUGGAGUCUAUGACAGUGUCGGCAACUUUGCUUCAGUCGCGGACAUACAAGGAACGAUUCACAUGGAUUACAAUCGCCUCAUGGUAGUCAAUGACUUAGUGAUGACCAACGCCAGCCAGGUGUUCGCCUUGUCCAGCAUUGAAGAUUACAACAAGAAUGUUUCUUAUACAAUCAUAAGUGGUCAAUGUUACAAGGCUCCACUUCGAGGUCGGCUGCAGGACAAUUGCGUGCCAGAGAACUCUCAUUAUCUUGGAAAUCACAGUUAUCUAGGUAUUGUGGCUGACACUUGGAUACUCCCCUACUACAGCAAAAUUCUGACAACUUCAGUGCGCAUGACUGUCACUAGGGACGGAUGUAUCCCAAUUCAAGAAGUGCUGUUGACUAUAUCCUCCACAUCAAGUUUAAGUUUUAUUAACAUGAUGAAUAUCACUCAAGGUAUUGUAGACCCCAAUAUAUUUAACAUACCAAGUAUAUGUCAACAGACUCCUAUACACAGUUCACAGGUUCCCUUAAUGGAUCUUGUAGGUCUCCAUUCUUUUGUGAAGUACAAAAUUGUUUAGCCAGAACUUCUUGCACUGUUUGAUUUCCAUGUUUUACUUAUGUCUUUGUUUGAUCACCAUUAAAUAUAAUUAUUAAACGCAA